GAUUUAGGUAUUAAUUUAUAAUAAAAGCUAUAAUCUUAAAUAGCUUAAAUUGCAAUGAAUAGAAUUCUUAAUUAAUAAAAUGAAUAAUAGUAAUAAUAAUAAAGCUAUAUAUAUGAUAAUUAAUAUUAAUAAUAAGAAAAUGAAGGAUUUUGUGAAUCUUUAUUUAAAAGAUUUUGUUUUUUUUUUGAUAUAAAAUCAUAUAAACCUUAUUUUGAGGAAGUAACUACCUCGGCAGUUAUAAAAAGGCUUGCUUAUUCAUUAAAUCCUCUUAAGUCUGAUUUUUUUAAAGUUUCUGAAAAUAAACCUGAUUUUUAUGGACCUAUUUGGAUAUCUUUUACUUUGAUCUUUACUUUUACUGCAAUCGGAAAUCUUUCUCUUUAUUUAUAAAGUGCAGAUAAAUCAAAAUUUGAAUAUUAAUUUUCUUUUAUACCAAAAGCUUUUGUAUUAGUUUGCGGAUAUGCAAUAAUAAUCCCUAUUUUUGUAGCAUUUUUAAUGUAAUUAUUCGGAAGUUUAAAAAUAUACUAUUCUAAAAUUAGUUGUAUAUAUGGAUAUAGUUUGUUUGUUUUUAUUCCUAUUUCUAUAAUAUGUGUAAUUCCUAAUAAUUAUUUAUAAAUUAUUUUAUUUUCAUAUGGCGCUAUAAAUUCGACUUUAUUUUUGAUAAAUAAUUUUA
This is a messenger RNA of Ichthyophthirius multifiliis, 670 nucleotides long. Its product is annotated as Yip1 domain protein. Lineage: Eukaryota; Ciliophora; Oligohymenophorea; Hymenostomatida. Gene Ontology annotation, cellular component: membrane; Golgi apparatus. The record is from RefSeq and is a predicted model, not a curated record. The transcript has 6 exons. Gene Ontology annotation, biological process: vesicle-mediated transport. Gene Ontology annotation, molecular function: small GTPase binding. The annotation marks the transcript as partial.